Drosophila serrata is the source of this 603-nucleotide messenger RNA. RefSeq names its product pfs47 receptor-like. The record is from RefSeq and is a predicted model, not a curated record. NCBI's taxonomy places the organism in Eukaryota, Metazoa, Arthropoda, Insecta, Diptera, Drosophilidae.
CUGUCCAAGCAUGUUCUCCGCCAAGAGUUCCUUAGUUGUGGCCGUGAUCCUGGUCCAACUGGUCGCCUUCAUCCAGGGUGGUGUCUACAGCACGGAGGAUAAGUGGAUGUAUCUGGACAAGACCAUGGAUUUGCCGGAAGGAGCAGUGCUCGGCGGUAUUGAUUCCGUGGGUUACUACAACUACGUCGGUCGCGUGACAAGCGGCUAUAAUAUCCUGCCCGCCAGAGUUGUUCCAGAGCUGGGAAAGGCCACCUUCAACACCGACACCUUAUCGAGCCAGGUUACUUCCUACGAGGUGCUGGUGGCCAAUGCCACCGUUAGCUACCACUGGAUCCGCAGCUUCGAUGGUUUCCGCGAGAAUAACGCCGUCGCUGUGGGAACCAAUGCCUCCAAUGAUCGCGUCUACAUCUGCCGUGCCCGUUACGAUGGCGGAGUCUUCAUCGGAACCCUAUAUCUUAACAAUAGGAAGUGCAUGAUCAAGUUUGAAAGCCAGAAUCUGCGCGAGUUUGAUAAGUACGAGGUCCUGGUCAGGGAGCGACAUGUGAUCGACUUCGUUCCAUACCAUUUGUAGAAAGCUAAUAAAAUAUAUAUUUAUUGAUCGAA